Sorex fumeus (smoky shrew) is the source of this 4950-nucleotide messenger RNA. RefSeq names its product coiled-coil and C2 domain containing 2A (gene CC2D2A). NCBI's taxonomy places the organism in Eukaryota, Metazoa, Chordata, Mammalia, Eulipotyphla, Soricidae. The transcript is spliced from 37 exons. Gene Ontology annotation, cellular component: ciliary transition zone. The record is from RefSeq and is a predicted model, not a curated record. Gene Ontology annotation, biological process: protein localization to ciliary transition zone; non-motile cilium assembly. Bases 34 to 4899 code for a protein of 1621 amino acids.
GGAGGUACAGCCAACUCAUUCAGGCCGGCCAAAAUGAACGCUAAAGAAGAAAAAGUGAAAAUAAUCACCGAGGAGUUCCUUGAAGAUGAGGCGGAGGAGGGCCAACAGAAAAAGUUCUCCAAGGUGCCAAGGCAGAAGCGGAAGAAGCAGCUGCAGCCUGCUGGUCCCGGGGACAUGGCGUCGGACAAAGGCCAUCUUGGCAGCCAGCCAGAGCCAGACCUGGAGCCGGAACCGGAACCAGAACCAGGGCCUGGGGAUUCCAACGUGAGCCUGCUACACACAGCCCCCAGGCGAGGCCCCAGGAGUUUACCUCCAAUCCCUUCAGCUUCCAGAACAGGCUUUGCAGAAUUUGCCAUGAGGGAACGCAUGCGGGAGAAAUUACAAGCUGCAAGGUCUAAAGCAGAAAGCGCAUUGCUGCAGGACAUCCCCACGGCUCCGCCCAGGCGCCUGAGAAGUCCCAAGGAGAGGGAAGCAGAGACUGAAUUUGGCUCUGAGCCAGGGAAAGAGAUAGAAAGAACUCAACAAGAUGGCUCCCAAAGUUAUUCAAGAUUGAAGUUCCGUGACUCUGCACGAAAAAUUAAGUCUAGACCCUUGGUCCCACCUGGCUUCCCUUCUGCCGAAGAAGCCUACAACUUCUUUACUUUCAAUUUUGACCCAGAACCAGAGGAACCAGAAGAAAAACCAAAAGCCAAAGGUAGAUGUGAAACUACCCACGAGAAGGAAGAAGGAGAGGAAGAAGAACCAGCUGUUCAAGAAGAGGAUGAGGAAGAUCUGCAUGACAGAGAAGCUGAGGAUUCCCUCCUGGGUUUAGAUCAUAUGGCCGAAGAUGUUGUGGCCAUCAGACCUGCAGAAUAUGAAAGUGUCCAUGUUCGGCUGCAGAUGGAGAAAGAACUCCUGUUUGUUCCCAGUAGGACAGCAGUCCCGACCUACAAAAAGCUGCCUGAGAACAUGCAGCCACGCUUCCUCGAAGAUGAAGGGUUUUACAUCGGGGCCAGGCCGGAGGUGCCGCAGACCAGCCAGAACAUCAUGGAGAACAGACUGCUCGUGCAGGAGUCGGGGAGAAAAUGGUUCGGAGAUGAUGGCAGAAUCAUCGCCCUGCCCAACCCCAUCAAGCCUUUUCCUUCAAGACCCCCAGUGUUGCCCCCCGGGCACAGCACCAAGGCCGAACUUGAAACGCUGUAUAAAAAGGCAGUGAAAUACAUGCACCCCAGCCAGCAUCAGAUGGGAUCCAGAGACUCUCCUGGAAACUUCCAGCUGGACAUUGAUAUUUCGGGCCUGAUCUUCACGCACCAUCCCUGUUUCAGCCGGGAGCACGUCUUGGCAGCCAAGCUGGCCCAGUCAUAUGACCAGUACCUUGCGAGGCGCCAGAGGAACAAGACACAAUUCCUCACCGAUAAGCUUCAAGCUCUAAGAAAUGCUGUUCAGAUGGGCCUUCAUCCAGCAAAAAGUCACAAGUCUUCUGAGACACCCCCCAAAACCAUCCAGGAGUACAAGGCUGAAAUCUGGCAAACAAGAAAACUGCGUGAUGCUGAGCAAGAAAAAGAUCGAACACUACUGAAGACCAUCAUCAAAGUCUGGAAAGAGAUGAAAUCCCUUCGAGAGUUCCAGAGAUUUACCAACACACCCUUGAAACUUGUUUUGAGAAAGGAGAAAGUCGAUCAGAGAGCCGACCAAGACGCCUAUGAAGCGGAGCUCCGCGCCGAGAUCAGCGAGCGGCUGGAGGAGCGCACGGCCCAGUACGAAGCUGAGCUGGCCGAGUUCCGCGCCAUGCAGCAGCGGUGGAGAGCCUGGAAGAAGGCCCAGAGAGCUAAGAAGAAGAAGAGGAAGAAGAGGAAGAAGAAACAAGCGGGGGACGAAGCUCUGGAGCCACAUUCCGAGGAGGAGCCGGUGAAGCCUGUUCCACCGGAGCCCGUGGACCGGACAGCGGUGGAGCAGCAGGCCCGGGAGCGAGCCGCACAGACCAGGAGGAGGCCCGGGGAGCCCCUGCUGGUCCCCGAGCUGAGUCUGGCCGGCAGCGUCACCCCCAAUGACCAGUGUCCCAGAGUGGAGGUGGCACGCAGAGAGGACGUCAAGAGGCGCUCGGUGUACUUGAAGGUGCUCUUCAACAACAAGGAGGUGUCCAGGACUGACAGCCAGCCCCUCGGGGCAGACUUCCGUGUGCACUUUGGACAGAUCUUCAAUCUGCAGAUCUUCAACUGGCCAGAGAGUGUGACGCUGCAGGUGUAUGAAACUGUCGGACACGGGGGCACCACCUUGCUGGCCGAAGUGUUCCUGCCCAUCCCCGAGACCACCGUGGUCACUGGCAGAGCCGCUAUUGAGGAAGUGGAGUUCAGCAGUGACCUGCAGGUGGCGCUGGACCACGAGGGUGUUGGCAGUGGGGUGCCCUUCUCCUUCGAAGCUGACGGCAGCAACCCACUGAUCCUCAUGACCUCCGGGAAAGUGGCCAGCAGCGUGGCAUGGGCUGUCGGAGAAAACGGGAUCCCCCUCAUCCCGCCCCUGUCACAGCAGAAUGCCGGAUUCAGGAGCGUGUUGAAGAGAGCAGAUGCCAUCUCCUCCAUUGGGACAUCGGGAUUGACGGACAUGAAGAAGUUGGCCAAGUGGGCAGCAGAGUCCAAGCUUGACCCGAAUGACCCCAACAACGCCCCUUUGAUGCAACUGAUCUCGGUUGCGAACAGUGGUGAAUCCUAUGUCCCUGAUUUCUUCCGAUUAGAACAGCUCCAGCAAGAAUUUAACUUUGUUUCAGAUGAGGAAUUAAAUAGAUCCAAAAGAUUCCGACUUCUCUGUCUCAGAAACGAAGAGGUGCCUGAAUUUCGAAACUACAAGCCAGUUCCAAUGUAUGAUCGAGAAAUCAUGGAGAAAGUGUUUCAGGACUAUGAGAAACGGUUACGGGACAGGAAUGUCAUCGAAACCAAAGACCACAUCGAUGCCCACAGAGCCAUAGUAGCCAAGUACCUGCAGCAGGUUAGAGAAUCUGUGAUAAACCGGUUCCUGAUUGCAAAACACCAUUUUCUUCUCACCGAUUUAGUAGUAGAAGAAGAAGUCCCCAAUAUCAGCAUUUUGGGUCUGAGCCUUUUCAAGCUGGCAGAGCAGAAGCGACCCCUGCGGCCCAGGAGGAAGGGGCGGAAGAAGGUGACAGCCCAGAACCUGUCGGAUGGAGACAUCCGGCUGCUGGUGAACAUCAUCCGGGCCUAUGACAUCCCCGUGCGGAGGGCCAGCGCCAGCAAGUUCCAGCAGCCAUCGAGAGCCUCAAGGACUUUCAGCGACAGGCCUGUGGCCUCCCCAGUCACUCACAGUCCGACCCACGGCACUGACCCCAGCCUCGGCCAGGUUUUAGUACGUCCUUUCGUAGAAGUGUCAUUCCAACGAACCAUCUGCCACACAACAACGGCGGACGGGCCGAACCCCAGCUGGAAUGAGGAGCUCGAGCUCCCCUUCAGGGCUCCCAGCGGGGACUACAGCACGACCAGUUUGCAGUCAGUGAAAGACGACGUGUUCAUUAACAUUUUUGAUGAGGUGCUGUAUGAUGUCUUGGAGGAUGACCGUGAGAGAGGAAGAGGAAUCCACACCCGAAUUGAGAGACACUGGUUGGGAUGUGUGAAAAUUCCAUUUAGCACCAUUUAUUCCCAAGCCAGGAUCGAUGGCACCUUUAAGGUGGACAUCCCGCCCGUACUCCUGGGCUACAGCAGGGAGCGGAGCGUGGCCGAGAGGGGCUUCGAGCCCGCGAGGAGCCCGAGUGACGGCCCCUACCUCACCCUCUUCAUCACCAUGGAGCCGCAGCUGGUGCCGGGGGAGCCCAUUCGAGAAAAGUUUGAUUCACAGGAAGAUGAGAAAUUACUUCAAGCAACAGAAAAGUUUCAAGCUGAAUGUGCCUUAAAGUUCCCAAACCGUCAGUGCUUUACAACCGUGAUCGACAUCAGUGGAAAAACCGUUUUCGUUACACGUUAUCUCAAGCCUCUGAACCCCCCUCAGGAGCUCCUCACUGCCCACCCCAAUAACCCACAGGCAACGGCAGAGCUGGUGGCUCGGUACGUGUCUCUGAUCCCCUUCCUGCCUGACACAGUCUCCUUUGCUGGUGUCUGCGACCUCUGGAGCACCUCGGAUCAAUUUCUUGAUCUCCUGGCAGGAGAUGAAGAAGAGCAUGCGGUACUGCUGUGUAAUUAUUUUCUCUCCCUGGGGAAAAAGGCCUGGCUCGUGAUGGGAAAUGCUAUUCCUGAGGGGCCAACUGCCUACGUGCUAACCCGGGAGCAGAGUCACUACCUAAUAUGGAAUCCCUGCAGUGGGCACUGUUAUGAACAAUUCGAUACAUUCUGUCCCUUAAAAAGUGUGGGCUGUUUAAUAGGUCCCGAUAAUAUUUGGUUUAAUAUCCAACGGUAUGAUUCCCCACUAAGGAUAAAUUUUGAUGUCACCAGGCCCAAGUUAUGGAAAUCUUUCUUUUCAAGAAGCUUCCCGUAUCCCGGCCUUUCCAGUGUUCAGCCAGAAGAGCUCAUUUACCAACGCACGGAUAAAGCAGCUGCAGCUGAGCUCCAGGACAGGGUUGAAAAAAUACUAAAGGAGAAGAUCAUGGACUGGAGGCCCCGGCACCUGACGCGGUGGAACAGGUACUGCACCUCCACGCUGCGCCACUUCCUGCCCCUGCUGGAGAAGAGCCACGGGGAGGACGUGGAGGACGAGCACCGGGCCGAGCUGCUGCGGCAGCUGGGCGACUACAGGUUCUCAGGAUUCCCCCUUCAUAUGGCCUACUCGGACAUGAAGCCAUUGGUGGAAGCCGUGUACAGCACCGGAGUCCACAACACUGACCUUCCCAACGUGGAAUUCGCCUUAGCUGUGUAUAUUCACCCCUACCCCAGAAAUGUGCUAUCUGUUUGGAUCUAUGUUGCCUCCCUUGUACGCAACAGAUAGUAUUUUCACAGUACUUUUCAUAUCAUGCAGAAAUUGUAAUCAGGAUGAGAU